UCUGAAUCGACUCUCUUAUGGACGAUACUUCGCUAUAAAAUACUACUUUUAAUUAUAUAUAUUUAAAAAAAAGUUGUAAAGUAGAAUGUUAGAACAGUCAGGAAGCAAGGAAAAGUUUAUAAUAUAUUUAUUGUCAUUUGUCAAACAGCAGUAAAUCAGUGUAGUGUCGUGGCUGUGGAAAAGCUGAGUGGAGGGGGCGGGUGGUAAAUUAGCCACUCAUGCUAAGUGUGAGCUUGAGUUAUAGCCGUUUACAUACGGCGUGGUCAUAACUUCAACACCACACACUCAUGUUAUGACUUCUUGGGGAGGCUGACUUUCACACAUGGCGGGGGUUUGCUGUAAGAGCGCGGGGCCGCUCUCGGUGUUUAAGCGCACUCUGACGGUGCGCGGCUCGCCCUCGGCCCCGCGCUCUUGCCCCGCAGCCUGCGGGAGGAGAGGCGCUCAGGAGGGCUGCGCAGUGCUCGCGCGCCCGCUGCACCUCCACACGCCCGGGCCGCGACGAUACGCAACGCAUCUCUUCUGCUCUUCUGUGCAGGAGUCCAUGAGCGCGAGCCUGCGCGCGUGCUACGUCUAUCUGAACCAGACGAGCAGGAGCUUCGCGGCAGUGAUCCAGGCCCUGGACGGAGACCUGCGCCAUGCAGUGUGUAUAUUCUAUCUAGUUCUUCGAGCCCUGGACACGGUUGAAGACGAUAUGACCAUUCCUCUGGAGAAAAAAGUCCCACUCUUGCAUAAUUUUCACACUUUCCUCUACCAACCAGACUGGUGUUUCAAAGAGAGCAAGGAGAAGGACAGACAAGUUCUUGAAGACUUUCCCUUGAUAUCUGUUGAGUUCAGGAACCUGGCGCAGGUAUAUCGGGACGUGAUUUCAGACAUUUGCCACCGCAUGGGGGUCGGGAUGGCUGAAUUCCUCGAGAAGAAAGUUGGUUCAAUGCAGGACUGGGAUAAGUACUGUCACUAUGUGGCUGGUCUGGUAGGUGUCGGCCUGUCUCGGCUUUUCUCUGCAUCCCAACUGGAGGACCCUGAGGUGGGGCGGGAUACUGAGCUGGCCAAUUCUAUGGGCCUCUUUCUACAGAAGACUAACAUUAUCAGAGACUACCUGGAGGACCAGCAGGAAGGACGAUCCUUCUGGCCCGAGGAGGCAUGGAGUAAGUUUGCGGCCCGUCUGGAAGACUUUUCUCAGCCUCAGCACCUGAGCUCAGCUCUGGCCUGCCUUAACCUGUUGGUAACAGAUGCUCUUCGCCAUGUUCCUGAUGUCAUUGCUUACCUUUCCCGUCUUCGCAAUCAGAGUGUGUUCAACUUCUGUGCCAUCCCCCAGGUGAUGGCGAUAGCGACUCUCUCCGCCUGCUACAACAACCCACUGGUGUUUCAAGGGGUGGUAAAGAUCAGGAAAGGCCAGGCUGUUACUUUGAUGAUGGAAGCCACCAAUAUGCCAGCUGUACAGAGCAUGAUUGCACAGUACAGCCAAGAGAUCCUGCAGAAAGUGUCGCUGUCUGAUCCGUCGCGGGCUAACACUCUGUGCAUACUCGGUGUGAUUCAGGAAAAGACACUUUCCAAGCCGGUGCUGCCCUCCCGUGCCUACAACUUCUCACACGUUUAUCUCUCUGCUGCUACAAUUUUGGCUUUUCUCAGCUGGCAGUAUAUAAACUCCACUCAGUCUCCAAACAGUGCUGACAUGCAGGGCCGCUGAGGCCGUCCUGUAUCCAGACCAAGCCAACAAACCCAUCUAAGACUGUUAAUGUUUAUCUGUUUAAACAUUUUCAUGCUAUUAUAAGUAAUUUUUUGUGUGUGUGAGUUUUUUUUUUUCCUACGAAAUAUUUUCUAUAUGUAGUUUGUUACUAUAAAUUUCCUUAAGCAUUAUUUCAGGUCUUCCACAUACUGUAUAUGUGUAUAUGCAGCCAAAGUAUAACGCUAUUCCUUCAAAUAUAAUUAAGCCAUUUUAAUGUCCAAGAAAAGCAGUUGCCAAUAUGAAGUCCCAACCCUUUAUAAGCAAAGUUUCAAAAGAUCCUUGUCCUGCCCAACCAAAAAAAAAAUAGUAAUAAUAACACAUCCAUCCAGCUAAUUUUACCCAAAAUUACAUAAAAAAAAUGUCUCUGUGUGUCAUUUACUGAGUUACUGUUACCCUGGUAGCUAGCUUUAUGAGUAAUAUUUUAAGAAUGGCUAGCUUUGUUUUACAUGUUUUUCUAUGACUCAUGCUAUACCUAACUAGACAAUAAUUUUAUGUGCAAAUAUCCUCCUAAGGCCGGCUAGCUCUAUGUUCAGAUUUUCUCACAUCUUAAAUAGGUCAUUUCUUGUGGAAAUAACUCUUCAAUGCUAGCUAAAUUUGUUGGUGGGGGUGGACAUUAACAAAUGUUAUCAAAUCAAUUUUAUUCGGAAAUAUCUUGUAAUGAUAGCCAGCUUUAUGUCCGGAUUUUCCCUUAUCUUGGCUAGUUACUUUUGUGUGGAGAAUAUUAUCCUAAUGCUAGCUAGCUUUGUGGAAUUUUUCAUUAAUCUAAGCUAACUAGCGUUGUUUGGGGAUAAUCUGUUCAUGCUAGCUUGGAAGAUCUGUUCAUGUUUGCAUAGCUAGUUUCAUGGAUUUCCGACUAAUCUAGCUGUCUUGGGUUGUGAAAUUACCUCAUGUAAGCUAGUCACUUUUGCUUGUGGAUAUUCUCCUAAUUCGAUGUUCACUAGCUGUGCGCUGGAAUUUUCACCCAUCUUGGCUGCUACUUUUGUCCUUGAAGAUGUUCUCCAAAUGUUCACUAGCUUGUUUUGUGGAUUUUUCACUAAUCAAAGCUAAAUAGUUUUGUUUGGGGAUAUUUUGUUCAUGCUAGAUUAGGAUUUGUUAUGUUUGUCUAGCUAGCUUUGUUUGUGGAUUUCUCACUAAUCAUAGAUAGUUAGCUGUUUAUUCCCCUUAUACUAGCUACCAAAGUUAAUUUGUUCUGUUUAAGGAUAUUCUGUCCAUGCCAGAUUGGGAUUUUCGCUAUGGUUGUCUACCUAGCUUUUGUUUGUUCGUUGUUAUUUUACUUAUCGCAGCCACUUACUUUUGUUUUGGGGAUUCUCUUCGAAUGCUAGCUAGUUAUUCUCCUAAUGUUGGCUAGUUAUUCUCCUAAUGUUGGCUAGUUAUUUUCCUAAUGCUGGCUAGUUAGUUUUUCCCAAUGCUAGCCAGCUUUUGUUUUCAAAUUGUCUUUCAUUUGUAUAAAACUAAAUAUUGUUUUGAAGAAAAAGAUUAAUUAUCUGUUAAUUUAAGAUUUGAGUUGUAACUUGUCCAUUGUGAAUGUUGCUAACAGUUUUCUCAUUCGCUGCACAUACUAUUCUAAUUUAGGUGCAAAUAUUUAGAAUUUAAGACAUUCUGUAUUAAUGUGCUCUAGCCAAAUAUUUACUUUAAAUGUGUUACUUUAAAUGUCCAUCAUAUAACGAGUGGGUUAAGGUUGGUUUAUAGGUUAAUCUAGGAACCAAAUAAUAGAUGAUUUAUCUCAUGGAUGGAUUGAGGGGUAGCAGAAUGUGACUUUAAAAUCGUCCCUACUAAAGCUUUGUUGUGAAUAAAGCUAGGUAGGGCUUUGUACAUAAGCACAUGUAAAAAUGAUAUAUAAUUUUUUUAAAUAUGCGACUUUAAAAUAAAUAGAAAAUAAAAGGGCAAAACUGGUUGAGAGAUUAUUUAUUUUUGUAGUCAUCUAAUAUGUAGUCACAUUAAAGAAAGUGACAAAAGCUAGAACAAACUAAAAGCUAGUUCAGUUCAUUUAAAAAUAUGUUCAUUUUAAUGAAUAUGUGCUACUUCUUGUAACAGAAGAUUACAACAUGAAUAUUCUGAUGAAUUGCACACUUAUAUUGCGGUCUUUUGUCUUGGGCCACAAAGCCAUAAAUGUGGUUCUAAUGCAGUUGAUUGUGGGGUUUUUUUCUGUCACAGUUUUCUAAAUAAACAUACAAAUCAAAAUAGAGGUACAGUAUGUAUGUUUGUUUUAUGUAUGCAUUCAAGUAAACCUGUUUUGGACACAAUACUUUCAGUGGUGGUCAAAAGUAAUGAGACAAACAUGAAACUUUUUAAUGUUUUAAUGACAUUCUUAAAUGUUUAAAACCAUGACAAUCAAUGUCAUAAGAAUAAUUUUUCAUUGUGUUUAACACCUGUACAGAAUUACCUGUCUUGGGACAUGAUCUGUAUUAUAAAUUAGACCAAUACCUCAUGGAUAAUGAAGGAGGUAAACCUUGGUGCAAGACUGUAUACUUUUAUUUCCUUAUUGAAGCAAUAAACUACUGAUUAAAUAAAGCGUUCUAAGCAUG
Molecule: messenger RNA, 4251 nt
Organism: Clarias gariepinus (North African catfish)
Lineage: Eukaryota; Metazoa; Chordata; Actinopteri; Siluriformes; Clariidae
Gene: fdft1
Product: farnesyl-diphosphate farnesyltransferase 1
Exons: 7
Coding region: 323-1687 (454 amino acids)
Biological process (GO): cholesterol biosynthetic process; farnesyl diphosphate metabolic process
Cellular component (GO): endoplasmic reticulum membrane
Molecular function (GO): squalene synthase [NAD(P)H] activity
Source: RefSeq, a predicted model, not a curated record